This is a messenger RNA of Drosophila subpulchrella, 2155 nucleotides long. RefSeq lists its product as uncharacterized. The coding region runs from base 159 to 2078 and encodes 639 amino acids. The transcript has a single exon. The record is from RefSeq and is a predicted model, not a curated record. Lineage: Eukaryota; Metazoa; Arthropoda; Insecta; Diptera; Drosophilidae. Gene Ontology annotation, cellular component: cytoplasm. Gene Ontology annotation, molecular function: ubiquitin-protein transferase inhibitor activity.
GUGCGUGCGUGCGAAAGAGAGGUGGCGAGAGUGAGUGAAUGAGUGAGCGAGAGGAAGUGACUGACUGCCAAAUGCCGGCGGCUUUAGAUUUCUCGACAAUUUCCCACACAAAAAUUCUAAAAUCCCAGUGAUAAAAUAAGGAAAUAGGAUUCAAAAAAAUGCAGGGGCAGGAGCAGGAGAUGGAGGUGGACGUGGACGUGGCGCAGGCCACGGAGGCGUCCAAUUUGCUGCAGCUCAUCAAGCAGCUGCUGGUGGAGAAGGCCUACGACGGCGUGCGAAUGCUGUUCCAAAGCGCCCAGGAGGCGGAGCGGAACAUGCGGCUGCUGUCCCACAUAGCCAUGGACCUCUACCACGACGUGUGCUUUGUGAACAUCUCCGACGAGGUCAACUCCCAGGAGCCGGAGCUCUUCGACUGCUCCGACGAGCUGCUCAAGCUGCUGGCCAGGUUUGCUCCUCUGCAGGAGCUCAUGCUGGAGGUGAUGGAACGCCUGGAGGAGAGCAGCAGCCUUAAUGUGUUCGGCGCCUAUCUGAGGGCCCUUCAAGUGGUGCUCCAGCGACAGGGACGCGACAAGCCGCAGGCGGUGGAGUGGUGCCUCCAGAGCGUCUUCACCCGGAUAAGGGACUUGCCCUUGCCCAAAUACCUCUCUGAGGGCUAUGAUGAGCAACAGGCGCGUCUUAUAGAGCAGAACGAGCAGGUGGAGGACAUGCUUGCCCACUACAUCACCGUGGGUCUCUUUCGCCAGCCACUUUGCUCCGAAAUCCUGCGUAAGGAUGUGCGUGCUCCUGACCAAAUCUUCAGAGACUGCAGCCAGAACCGGCGCAACGUAUUCGCUUGCUUCUUCAUCCAACUCCUGGGUCGUCCGUUGGCUCUGCUGGAGAUGAGCCAUGUCAAGGAGGACCUCACACGCACCUAUGUACAACAGGUGACGGAUAGCCUCAGCAAAGAUGCCAGCCAAUUCCUGGGGGAUCCCUUCCUUCUGCUCAACCUGGUGGAACAACGUGCCCGUUGGCUGCGCAAACUGGAUGCCUCGAAGGGCGUCUACGAGAUGAGCUGCCGGAAUGUGUUCCUAAUCGAGGAGAAGCUGCCGCUGCAUGCUGUGGCCAUGUACUAUCAUUCCCUCUUCGUGGGCAACCAACUGCCCGCCAACGCACCCAGAAUAUAUGCACCGCUGUUCCUCUUCGAAACGAGUGCUUAUCUGGCGGAAGUGCUGCUCAGGCAGCAGGAGCCACCACUGCAGUAUUGCGGCCUCCGAUUGGUGGAGAAUCUUUUGGGCACCUUGAUUGAGCCAGUGCCCGCCACCUCCCUUCAGCUGGAUGUGCACAAGCGCUUCUGCGAGGCCUUGUGCAAGAUUGUGGGCUACUCGCCGCAAGUUGCCCUCCGUCAGCUGGGACUUCAUGUGCUGCGUCAGUACAUACUGGGCUUCAAUGACCAAGGAAAGUACCUCAUCCUCAAGAAUCUGCUGGAGACGCUGCAGCACGACGGUCUGAUGGGCUACCUUGGCGGAAUGUACAAGGAUCUGGUGGAUAAGGCACUAUCUAAAUCCGGACCAAUGCCAGAAGUUUAUAGCGGCAAGAUGUUCCGCGAGAUGUUGCUGCUGUGCGUCUGUGUGCUGCCCCACGACGUCAAAUCCGAUCUUCUCCUGCACUCCGAUCGCUUGUGUCAUGCUCUGAAUAUCCUGCGCUACUUUGCGGUGAGGGAUAAAGCGGAUGUGACUGGAUUUUGGCAAGCUCUGCCGGAUAUAACAAGAAUAUUGCUAGAUCCCCUCGGCAAGGCACUGAACUUUUCGAUGGCCCACUACAAGGCGUACAAGGAGCGCGUGGAAAGAGGUCAGAGUGCUUCGGACGAUGAACUAAUGCAGCGUCAACUCAACAUGCUAGCCGUGAACAUAACCAACAGCGGGAUGGCCGGCGGCGACGGGGACAGCCAUCUGCCGGAUAUUGGACGCCAGGAGAAGCUCGAUGUGCUGGCCAGCUCCAUUACCAGCCUGGAAACACUCCAAUCCUUAUAUCUGCGCGCCAGCGAGAUCAUCGAACAAUCGAGCCGUCUUCGUCGGAACGCCACUUCAUCGGAUGCCUAGCUUGCAUUUUGUCCACAAUGAAAGCGAAAUGAUAACGUAAACUUUGUGUGUAAACAGAACCGAAAACGAAAUCGAAA